UUACACACACCAUUGCUCUCUCAUCUCUCUCUACCUCUUCUUCUUCUUUCUUGUGUUUCUGUAAUUUGCAUGUAUAUAUAAAAAGAAAGAAACUAGGAACAUAUAUAAAAGAAAGCAACUGUGUAAAUGACAUUGGUAAGGGAAAGAAGGCAUCAACAACCCUUAAUGCUAUCCUUACCUCCGCCAUUACCAGCUGGUGAGUUCCGGCACCAAACCCACCCACCGCCGGCUUCUUUAUCUGCUAUCAGUCCAGACUCUCCAGGCAUUGACAAUCUUUCUGAUCUUGAAAAAAUAACAGUUCUUGGACAUGGUAAUGGUGGCACUGUCUAUAAAGUACGACACAAACGCACCUCCGCUACGUUUGCUUUAAAAGUUCUCCGAUUCGAUCAUAACACCACAGCGACUAUCCGCGAACAAGCUUCCCGGGAGGCGGAGAUCCUUAAACGUGUCGAUUCACCUUAUAUUGUUCGAUGCUAUGCGGUGUUUGAUACCGAAGAUGACUUGUGCUUUGCAAUGGAGCACAUGGAAAGAGGGUCUUUGCAUGAUAUUUUACUUGCUAGUAAAAUAUUGCCUGAAAAUGUUAUUUCUAGGGUGGCUGUUUGUGUUUUAAAAGGCUUGCAAUACUUGCAUAGAAUGAAAAUAGUGCACGGAGAUAUAAAACCUUCAAAUUUGCUCAUUAAUGGUAAAGGCGAUGUGAAAAUUGCAGAUUUUGGGGUUAGUAGGAUUGUGGUAGCCAAAGAAGAUGCUUGUGAAGCAUAUAUGGGGACAUGUGCAUAUAUGAGCCCUGAAAGGCUUGAUCUUCAAGGAUGGAAUGAAGAUAACGGAGGUGAUGGAUUCGCCGGGGAUAUUUGGUCACUUGGGGUUGUGAUUUUGGAGUGCCUUGUUGGUCAUUAUCCAUUGAUUGGUAUGGGGGAGAAACCAGAAUGGGCAGCUUUGGUUUAUGCAAUAUGCUUUGAAGAGAGAUUGCAGAUGCCGGAAAAUGCAUCUCCAGAGUUCCAGUGUUUUGUAAUUAGGUGUCUAGAAAAAGAUUGGAGAAAGAGAAUAAGCGUCGAUGAACUUCUUGAUCAUCCUUUUGUCAGUGGUUUUGAUUUGUAGGGUCGAUAAGUUGCAUCUAUUCUUAAUAAUCCCAUCAAUUUUGCCAGUUUUCUGUGACAUAAUUAUUUUAUAUUUACAAUAGCAGCACUGAACACCAAUCAGAUGCAAAAAAUUUUCA
This is a messenger RNA of Jatropha curcas, 1213 nucleotides long. RefSeq names its product MAP kinase kinase 10 (gene MKK10). NCBI's taxonomy places the organism in Eukaryota, Viridiplantae, Streptophyta, Magnoliopsida, Malpighiales, Euphorbiaceae. The record is from RefSeq and is a predicted model, not a curated record. Gene Ontology annotation, biological process: protein phosphorylation. Gene Ontology annotation, cellular component: cytoplasm. Gene Ontology annotation, molecular function: ATP binding; protein serine/threonine kinase activity.